AUGGAAUACGAGGACGUUUUGACUAAUCAACCUGUUGUGAUCGAUAAUGGUUCUGGGGUGAUUAAAGCUGAUUUCGCUGGUGCUGUAGAAGGUAAUGUUUUUAUUGAACGUAAAGCUCAAGAAUUACGAGGACUUAUCAAAAUAAAGUAUCCGAUUGAACAUGGAAUCGUAUCUAUAUGGAAAUAUAUUUAUGAGGAAGAAUUAAAAACUGCUCCAGAAGAACAUCCAGUCCUUUUGACUGAAGCUCCAUUUAAUUUAAGAAACAAUAAGAUUCUGCUGCACAAAUGUUUUUUGAACGUUCAAUCACCAGCUUUGUUCACAUCAAUUCAAGCUGUCUUGAGUCUUUAUUCUUCAGGUCGAACAACUGGUAUAGUCCUUGAUUCCGGUGAUGGUGUAACUCAUGCUGUACCAGUGUAUGAAGAAUUUUCUUUGCCUUAUGCUAUUCGCAGAAUUGAUAUUGCAGGCCGUUAUGUAAUGCCGGAUGAAUUACUUUUUGCGUUAUCAGAGAGGAUGCCAGAUGAACCAAGAGAUUUGGUUGCAUGCUGUAGAACAGUAGUACCACCAAUUGUUCGAAUGAAUCUUAUUGAUUUAGCAAGAUUAAUAUCCGAUUCUAAAAGAAGUAAAGUUUUAUUAUCAAGCAUAUAUGAUCAACCAGCACAACCUAAUGAAAUAGACGAUCAAACUAAAAAAGAGUCAACGUUGAUGGAUGGAGUUGAAUUCAAUGAAGCAUCAAGUAUUUUAAUAGAAAUGAUAACAGACACAACAAAUAUGGAUGAGGAUUCGUCAAGUAAAGAUAUAAGCAAGCAUAUAUCGGAAAGAUCAAUGUUAUUUGGAAAUUAUCUUGAUGAGGUUGAUAUACAAAAUGAAAAUAUGGAAUUAGUAAAAAAAAUAGAAUCAAGUUUUGAUUUUUCUUUACCAAUUCCAAAAAAAAUAACAUAUCCAAAUCAAUAA
Messenger RNA from Entrophospora sp. SA101, 951 nucleotides. The record is from the annotation of a GenBank genome assembly. NCBI's taxonomy places the organism in Eukaryota, Fungi, Glomeromycota, Glomeromycetes, Entrophosporales, Entrophosporaceae.